This is a messenger RNA of Pseudomassariella vexata, 1296 nucleotides long. RefSeq lists its product as uncharacterized. The transcript has a single exon. The record is from RefSeq and is a predicted model, not a curated record. NCBI's taxonomy places the organism in Eukaryota, Fungi, Ascomycota, Sordariomycetes, Amphisphaeriales, Pseudomassariaceae. The coding region runs from base 777 to 1049 and encodes 90 amino acids.
AUGCAAUCUAAAUCAAUGUAGUAGCUCAAGUUUCUAGCGCCUAUCAAGUUGAAGACGAAGCUGUUGCUCCCCAUGUACUAUGAUACAAAGCACAUCAUGUGACGAAAACGACUGGAUCAGAUUACUUCGUAUGGCGGAGUCAUCGAGAUGUCCCAUUUCACAUACUUCAGCCAUCUCUAAAUCGCACAAGUCCCUCAAAUUGUGAUGCUGUUAACAACCCUUUACUGGUGCAUGAGCGUGUGAUCUAAGUAAGGCCCGUGGCCUCUACCAGGAAAUAACUACAGCUUUCCUCAAAGAAUUUACAUCGGGGAGCCAGCAAAUAACUUGCUUGGAAUGCCCCAGUUCAAUAACCUUGGAUUGUCGGGAUUCCGCAUCUUGUAAAACGGAAACCCUCCAAGGACGGCUUUGAAGAAGCAGAUGGGCAUCGGUAUAUGCGGGUGAACACUCGAUAGUGGACAAAGGAGGCGUCGAGCACCGACCAGCCCCGUCAUGAGUCCACCCUUGUGUUUACAUCCAAGUACUCAAGCAAAUCGUAUCUUGAUGCAGAAGCCCAAUGGUCUGGUCGAGAUCUAGACUGCGGGGCCGUUUCAUGCAACUACGUCGCCUACGUGCCCAAGUCAUCCCAGGUUGAAGUUCUCCAAUGACCAUCACCAACAAUAGACAAGUGGACGUUGCAAGCCAAGCCACCAACUUGAUGACAUGGUCCAGACCAUCGAUGGAACGGUGACACCCACCGUAAUGGCAACAGCCGCCGGACACCGCAUCCGCCUAUCUCCAUGAAUACCGGCGUAGUAUUUGUCGCUGUUUAUUACUUUGUGCUCUGGCGGCUUUUUCUGAUGAGCAUCUCAACAAAGCAUCACCAGCACCCUGACACAUGUACCACUGAGUCUAGAACUGGCCUUGCGAAGCUGCGUAUACUGCUUCUGACCAUGAGGCUUUUUAACCAAGGCGGCCACUUUGUUCGGAUGGACUCAUCAGCCCAGCCUACUGCCAAGAUAAUCCAACUCGGUGGACAUGCAGGUGGGUGGCAAUGCGAGCACGGGUUUUGACGAGUCGACUUCUGCUGCAAGAGCUACAAAAGCAGGGACGCGGCUUUUGGCGAUGCUGUUCACGAUGCCCGGUACGGAAGCUUGUUUGUGUCGGGGCAAGAAGAUGGGGGUUUAUCUGCGGCGAUUGGUUGGGCUGCAUCAAAGUAUUAUGGGCUGGCUAGAGAUUCGACAUGGCGGUGUGGGGUGCCACCAACACACAGCAUCUGUACUAGGCGGAAUUGCCAAAAAUGGCGCCAUCUCAUGGAUG